CGAGCUUGCUUGGAACGUCAAUAUUUUGAUUUGAAUCGAAGGCUAUUUUGACUAUUUCCUUAAUCUAUUUUCACAUAUGAGUUUAGAGCAGCAAACUUCCAAUAAAACUAUACCUAGAUUUGAAAUGUCUUCGAGUCUCCUGAUGCCAGAAUCUUGCCGAUGUUGUUUAUCGGAAGAGAACGAAAUGUUCUAUGUGUUUGAAAGUUUGGACGAGUUUGGUAGCAAGAUCAACGAUUUAAUAGCAAAACACGGCGGCAUUUCGAUUACCGAGAGGGAUAUUUUCUCCAAGAACAUUUGUGGCAAAUGCCUGAGUGAUGUGGCAAAUGCAGCUCGUUUUCAAAAUAGAUGUAUCAAAACGGAGGAAAUCUUGCAAAACACAAAGCUCGAUGUAAAGGAUAUUAUGCUGAGUCCCAGGAUAAAUCCUGUCGCCCCGACCGGACAAGAACUAGAAACCACUCAAGUACCCGAUAAAUGUGAGCAAUUUUCCAACAGUGAACACAACAUCAACGACUCUGAUCAAAUAAAAAAGGAACCUGUGUGGGUGUCGGAGUAUUCAGAAGCACCUUCCACUAGUGAAAUUGUUCGACCGAAAGAGGAAAUCGUUACGACAGAUGAUUGUGAAGACCAGUCAUCGAACAAUCCUAACGAUGAUGGCACAACACAGGACCCUUUAAUGACUGAUGCUCGAAAGCAUAAAUGUGACUUCUGUGGCAAAGGAUUUGCAGCAACCAACGAUCUGAAGCGCCACAAACGUAUUCACACUGGUGAAAAGCCACACAAAUGUCAAACCUGCGGAAAGGCAUUCAUUGCAAGCAGUCAGCUUACCAGGCAUGUACGCAUUCACACGGGGGAGCGACCGAGCAAAUGCAAUCUCUGCGAAAAGGUGUUCAUCUGCGGUAGUGAUUUAACGAAGCACGAGAAGCGUGUCCAUGCCAACCUAAGACCUCAUGUGUGUGAAACUUGUGGAAAAGGAUUCACUGAGAAAAGUCACCUCGCGAACCAUAUGCACGUUCACACUGGCGAACGACCCUUCAAAUGCGAUAUUUGUGGUGAAGGGUUCACCGAAAACUGUAAACUAACGAAGCACAAACGCAUUCACGCUAACGUUCGUGAGUACAAGUGUAACACCUGUGGCAAAGAUUUUCUCGAAAAAGGUGAUCUUAAGAAGCACACUCGUAUUCACACCGGAGAACGGCCGUACAUUUGCGAUAUGUGUGGCAAAGGAUUUGCUGAAAGUAGUCACCUACUGCGGCACAGACGCACGCAUACGAAUGAUCGACCGCACAAGUGCGAUAUGUGCACCAAGACCUUUCUGGACAGCAAUGGACUGGCAAAGCAUCGAUUCACUCAUACUGCAGAUAAACCGUAUCAGUGCCCGGUAUGUGACAAAGGAUUUGCCGGAAGUGGUCACCUGUUGCGACACAUGAGCGGGCAUGAUGUUGAGUCAUUAAAGAAGUUGCAAUAAUGCGAGUUUUGUGACAAUUACCCAACAAUGACUUCUUUCUACGUACGUAGUCCUGCUAGACCCAAUAAGCAAAAAGCUUUGGGGUAUCCACCGUGGGAAACCUCCCGAAAAUAAUUAUAUGAAAUUUCCGUGAAUUCUUAAAUGCUUAAUACCGCUAGUACACUGUCUAAUUGUAAUUUGUAAUUUAUUGUCAACUAUUAUACAUUAUUAUAUCAACAUUGAUCCAGGUCAAGUCAGAAUAAAGGACAAUAUGACAGUGAAAA
This is a messenger RNA of Topomyia yanbarensis, 1728 nucleotides long. Its product is annotated as zinc finger protein 501-like. The record is from RefSeq and is a predicted model, not a curated record. Gene Ontology annotation, molecular function: zinc ion binding. The transcript has 2 exons. Gene Ontology annotation, cellular component: nucleus. NCBI's taxonomy places the organism in Eukaryota, Metazoa, Arthropoda, Insecta, Diptera, Culicidae. Bases 77 to 1465 code for a protein of 462 amino acids.